GGCGGCUCCCGGCCGGCGGGGAGCUGGUCUGGGUGCACCUGGCCACUCCUCCCUUCUGCCGGCUCUCCGGGCGGGCCCGGGCCGGGGGCGGGCACGGCGGCGGCGGAGGCGGUGCUGAGGCACGAGCGUUGCCGCGCGGCUUAGACUCGGUCGGUGGCUUUGUUGGUCAGUCGGUUUUCGUCCUGCGUAGCAGGGCGCGCGCGGCCGCGAUGAGCUGGAACCUGCUGCUCUGGCUGCUGGCGCUCUGCGCGCUGCUCGCGCUCGUGGUGCAGCUGGUAUGCUUCCUGCGGGCCGACGGCGACCUGACCCUGCUGUGGGCCGAGUGGCAGGGGCGACGCCCAGAAUGGGAGCUGACUGAUAUGGUGGUGUGGGUGACUGGAGCAUCAAGUGGGAUUGGUGAAGAGCUGGCUUACCAGCUGUCCAAACUAGGAGUUUCUCUUGUGCUGUCAGCCAGAAGAGUGCAUGAGCUGGAAAGGGUGAAAAGAAGAUGCCUUGAGAAUGGCAAUUUGAAAGGAAAAGAUAUACUCAUUUUGCCCCUUGACCUGACUAACAGAAGUUCCCAUGAAAUGGCUACCAAAGCGGUUCUCCAGGAGUUUGGCAAAAUUGACAUUCUGGUCAACAAUGGUGGAGUAUCCCAGCGUUCUUUGUGUGUGGACACCAGCCUGGACGUCUACAAGGAGCUAAUAGAGGUUAACUACUUAGGGACGGUGUCCUUGACAAAGUGUGUUCUGCCUCACAUGAUUGAGAGGAAGCAAGGAAAAAUUGUUACUGUGACUAGCCUCCUGGGUGUUGUAUGUGCACCCCUUUCUGCUGGCUAUUGUGCCAGCAAACACGCUCUUCAGGGAUUUUUUAAUACCCUCCGAAUUGAACUUGCUACAUACCCAGGUAUAAUAGUUUCUAACAUUUGCCCAGGACCUGUGCAAUCAAAUAUUGUGAAGAAUGCCCUAACUGAAGAAGUCACAAAGACUACAGGCAGCGAUGCAGAUCAGUCCCACAAGAUGACAGUCAGUCGUUGUGUGCAGCUGAUGUUAAUCAGCAUGGCCAAUGAUUUGAAGGAAGUUUGGAUCGCGGAUCAGCCUUUUUUGUUAAUGGCAUAUUUGUGGCAAUAUAUGCCAACCUGGGCCUGGUGGAUAACCAACAAAUUAGGGAAGAAAAGGAUUGAGAACUUUAAGAAUGGUGUGGAUGCAGAUUCCUCUUAUUUUAAAAUCUGGAAGACAAAAUAUCAAUGAAGGAGUACUUGCAUUUUCCAAGCCAAUGGAAAGAGAAACGGAAAACAUGACAACAGCAAUUUUCUUAUGCACUGAAGACUUACUUAUUUGUGAUUUUACUUCUUAAUAGAUACAACUUUCCUUUCAACGUGUAAUAAAUAAGAUUGCCAGGAGUCUUGCAAUAAGGGUAUUAAUGCAUACUACAUUCCUGGAUUAAAGAGCAUUUUAACAUACUCUACCAUGUAUGCUUAAAAUCUAGGUUAGCAGAAUGCCAACCAAAGAAUUACAGUAAUCCAUUUAGCAUAAAUGCAUGGAAUAUUACAUGAAGCAGAGUGCUGGGUAAUGGGCAGAUAUAAAGAAGUGUCUGAAAUGGCAUGCCUCCAAGGUGCUUACACUCUCUUGGAAGAGUUGACAGGUACAAAUGACUGGAAUUUGAAGCCGUAGGUAGGACUCAUAGCAGCCAUUAUUUAUUAAAAAUCUAUUAUAUGUCA
Molecule: messenger RNA, 1699 nt
Organism: Balaenoptera ricei (Rice's whale)
Lineage: Eukaryota; Metazoa; Chordata; Mammalia; Artiodactyla; Balaenopteridae
Gene: DHRS7
Product: dehydrogenase/reductase 7
Exons: 7
Coding region: 210-1229 (339 amino acids)
Molecular function (GO): oxidoreductase activity
Source: RefSeq, a predicted model, not a curated record